AUGAAGCUGACAAGCGGCUUCGACGCUCCAAAAACACUAAAUGCCAAUAACAUGGAGACAUUGAUCGAAUGCCAAUCAGAGGGUGAUAUAAAGGAACACCCCCUGCUGGCGCCAUGCGAGAGCGAAGACAGUAUCUGCCAGCUCAUUGAGGUUAAGAAGAGAAAGAAGGUGCCGUCGUGGCCGUUUCUCACGAGAAGGCUGUCCCCUCCGUCAGACUUCCCGGGGGCUCUGUCCCUGUUUGAUCAGCCCUUGGCCAUCAUCUGUGGUGACGACGACACACUCCCCAAACCCAUUCAGGACAUCCUGGCUGCCCUGUGUCUCCGGGGCCCUGCCACGGAGGGCAUCUUCAGGAAGGCGGCCAGCGAGAAAGCCCGCAAGGAGCUGAAGGAGGAGCUCAACUCCGGGGCGGCGGUGGAUGUCACGGGGCUCCCUGUGCACCUCCUGGCUGUCGUCUUCAAGGACUUCCUCAGAGGCAUCCCCCAGAAGCUACUUUCCUGCGACCUCUUUGAAGAGUGGAUGGGGGCCCUGGAGAAGCCAACUGAGGACGACAGAGUCGAGGCGCUGAGAGAGAUCGCGGACAAACUGCCCCGGCCCAACUUCCUGCUGCUCAGGCACCUGCUCCUCGUGCUGCACCUGAUCAGCAAGAACUCCGAGGUGAACAAGAUGGACGCCAGCAACCUGGCCAUCUGCAUCGGGCCCAACGUGCUGUCGCCCGCGCACGACCGCCACUUGUCCUUCGAGGCCCAGAAGAACCUGCACGGGAAGGUUAAGACGCUGGUGGAAUUCCUCAUCGAUAACUGCUUGGAAGUAUUUGGGGAGGACAUUCCGGCUCCUUGCAGCCUCACGUCUGACGACUCCCUGGAACACACUGACAGUUCAGACACGUCCACCCUGCAGAACGACUCCGCCUACGACAGCAAUGACCCCGAUGGCGACACCACCGGUUCCGCGGACUCUCCGGGCCGGCAGCCCCCGGCGGCCAAGGCCGAGGCGGCCAGCUCAGACGGCAGGGCACCGCGGGCCGUGGGCGAGUUCCGGCUGGAGCCCAUUGCAAGCACGGUGGCCAGGCUGAAAAGCUACGCCAGCCAGCCAGACCGGAGGUACUCUGAACCCGGCGCCUCACCCUCCCGGGAGUGCCUGGAGGGCCAGAUGACAAACCAGAAGCUCACCAGGAGUGAGGACGACUUCACCAGGGGGCAGGCUGCAGACCCGUUCCCGGAGGAGGUCUUCCCGGCCCCGCCAGGCAAGGGUGGGAGGCCUGGGGACCUGAAGAUCAGGAACCCGGCCCAGGAUCUGGCGCUGCGGCGGGGGCUGGUGGCCAAGGCCUUCUCCAGCGGCUCCCUGGAUGGGGCGGCUGACAGCCCGCCCCCAGCGUCUCCUUCCAGCCCCAAGAGAAAUUUCUUCACCAGGCAUCAAUCUUUCACCAGCAAGACGGAGAAGAGCAAGCCCAGUCGGGAAAUCAAAAAGCACUCCGUGUCUUUCUCCUUCGCCUCUCACAAGCAAGUGCUGGCCAAGCCCCCCAGCGUGGGCCCCGGGAGAGCCAAAGGCUUCGCCACCGGGGACCAGGGCAGGAGGGUCCUGAAAAGAGAAAGCCAGCUGGCUGGCCGCAUCGUCCAGGAAACGGGGGCCGAACGCUGCAGCCAGACAGCCCUGGACGGCAGCACGCGCUCCUACGCCCUGUUGGUGGACGAGGUGUUCCCGCUGGCUGCGGGCAGGGGCCCCGGGAGCCCCCCGUCCUACGAGGAGGCCGUCCGGUGUCAGGCGGCCGGACUCACGGCCUGUGCGGGCCAGACUGUGGCGAGCAUGAGGGCGAGAAUGCUGGGAGGGGACUCGCGGGACGGGUGGCCCUGGGCUGUGCACCAGCCACCUGAGAUGCUCAUGCUGAGGACCACGCCAGAGUCUCUGCAGAGGGAGAAGCCGGACGGCCGCGGGCUACGCUGCAGCCAGCCAGUCUUUGAGGCAGACCAACUCCAGUAUGUUAAAGAAUCCUAUAUUUAG
Molecule: messenger RNA, 1998 nt
Organism: Lepus europaeus (European hare)
Lineage: Eukaryota; Metazoa; Chordata; Mammalia; Lagomorpha; Leporidae
Gene: TAGAP
Product: T cell activation RhoGTPase activating protein
Exons: 10
Coding region: 1-1998 (665 amino acids)
Biological process (GO): regulation of Rho protein signal transduction; signal transduction
Molecular function (GO): GTPase activator activity
Source: RefSeq, a predicted model, not a curated record